UUUCACUGUCUGUCAAACUUCUCUUUCUCUAUAGAUAGGAAAAAUAAAGAAUACUAAACUUAAUGUUACUUAAAAGCAACGACUAACAUUAAAAUGCCUGAACCUAAAGUUCUUACCCAAAAUUAAUAGUUAUUAGAAAUUCCUAUAUUGUUGAUAUAUCAAAACAAAAUGUUUCGUAACUUGGUUAGAAUUUUAGAACCUAUAAAGUUUCAACUGUCUUGCAGAGCGCGAGCGGGCGCCGCGGACGGCGGCAGCGCGUACGAGCGCAACAGCGUGUCCAAGGAGCGGCAGCUGUCGGAGAGCCUGAAGCGCGCGCUGCCCGGCAUCACGUACGUCAGCGUCGAGGACAUCUCGGGCGGCUGUGGCGCUAUGUACGAGGUAAAUGUGGAAGCCAAGGAAUUUGUUGGUUUAUCCCGAGUCAAACAGCAUCGCUUGGUCACUGAGACUUUGAAGAGUGAAAUAGCCGAGAUGCAUGGCAUCCGCAUACACACCAAUACGCCUGGAUCUGGUGAUAAAUAACCAAAGGAUGAUAUUUAUUGUAAAUAGUUCAAGUAUAUGGAAACAAUGUUUUCAGUGUUGAUAGUUAAUAGUUACCAGUAAUGUGUUGUUAUACUUUGAUUUGAAACAAUAUUUUUUUUCAUUAGAAUAGAUUAUGCAUAAUUAAAGCA
Messenger RNA from Helicoverpa zea (corn earworm), 668 nucleotides. Its product is annotated as bolA-like protein 3. The coding region runs from base 169 to 519 and encodes 116 amino acids. NCBI's taxonomy places the organism in Eukaryota, Metazoa, Arthropoda, Insecta, Lepidoptera, Noctuidae. The transcript has 3 exons. The record is from RefSeq and is a predicted model, not a curated record.